Alternaria ventricosa is the source of this 1833-nucleotide messenger RNA. RefSeq lists its product as uncharacterized. The coding region runs from base 1 to 1833 and encodes 610 amino acids. Gene Ontology annotation, biological process: amine transport; transmembrane transport. The transcript has 4 exons. Lineage: Eukaryota; Fungi; Ascomycota; Dothideomycetes; Pleosporales; Pleosporaceae. The record is from RefSeq and is a predicted model, not a curated record. Gene Ontology annotation, molecular function: amine transmembrane transporter activity; oxidoreductase activity.
AUGUAUAUGAUGGUGUUCGCCAUUGCCCCUCUCUUCGGUGCUGCUGCCUCAGAUCUAGGCGGAAGGAAAACAGUGUACAUGGUCGGACUCGGCAGUUUUCUCGUCGCGAACACCCUACUUGCUGUGCUGCCACCACAUAUCGCGGAGCUGUACAUUCUCCGUGUCUUCCAGGCAUUCGGAUCAUGUAUCGUAUUCUCCGUCGGGGCCGGCACUGUUGCUGAUAUCACUGAGCCUGCUAAACGUGGAACCGCUUUAGCAUGGUUCUUGAUGGGACCUCAGCUUGGUCCUGUACUUGGUCCGCUUAUUGGUGGUGCACUCGCGGAGGAGAGUAGAUGGCGAUGGAUAUUCGGCUUCCUCUCGCUCGCAAGUUUUCCGGUAUAUAUCCUCAUCGUCUUCUGUACGCCAGAGACACUGCGAUCGCUGGUAGGCAACGGCGCACCUGUCGCAAAUCAGCCUUGGUUUUCGAUACCCAAUUUCCGGACACAGCCUUGUACGGACUUGAGAGCUCCGAAAGCUCCCCGUCCAACGCCUCGAAAGUUCCUGCAUCUUCUUAAAUACCCUCCACACUUGAUCGUUUCCUUCAACGGAGCAUUCCAGUUUGCUGGACUGUAUGCCAUUUUCAUCUCGUUUGCCACCAUUUGGCAAGAGGGUUACGGUUGGACGGCAGCAGAGACUGGGUAUGCUUAUAUAUGUCCCGGUAUUGCGAUGUUCGUCGCUUCGAUGGUAGUCGGUCGACUUUCCGAUUGGAUGCGAAAGAGGGCUCUUGCGAAGAGCUCCACUGGCAAGGUUGCACCUGAGCGAAGAAUUACCAUCCAGAUCUUCGGCUUCGUCAUCGCCGCAGCUGGAAAGAUCAUGUUCGGCUGGUUUGCGCUCGCUCAUUUUCAUCCCGCAGCGGUCCUCUUCUGUACGGCUCUGGCUGCAAUCGGCAUGUCUAUCAUCUUCGUCACCAGCACGUCCUUCCAGACUGAGUGCGACCCUGGCCAAGCGGCUAGUCUAGUGGCUUUGGCAGGUUUCAUGCGCAACAUGGCUGCCGCGAUCUCCUCACUGAUCAUGGCCAGCAUUUUGGAUGCAAUGGGUUGGGGUUGGGCGUUCACCGGUCUGGGGAUUAUAGACCUCCUCUCGAAAUCGAAUUCGCACAACUUCAUCGUGGCGUUCAGAGCAAGUUUACGCAAGAUGACCAACUUCAAGGUUGAUAUUGUCAGCGACACUGUAUGUCCAUGGUGCUAUGUGGGAAAGAAGCGCCUGGAAAAGGGUAUUGCGGCCUACAUGAAGAAACACCCGGACUCAAAAGAUACCUUCGAAACGAGCUGGUAUCCCUUCUAUCUAAACCCGGAUGCGCCAAAGAGUGCCGACAAGCAACAACUGUACGAAUCCAAGUUCGGCAAAGAGCGCACAGCGAUGAUGCAAGAACGUCUCUCGCAGAUUGGCAAAGAUGAGGGAAUCAACUUCAAGUACGGUGGCAAGACGGGAAACACACGCGAUUCGCAUCGACUGGUGCAACUUGGAAAGACAAAGGGCCCGCAGAUGCAGACUCGUGUGAUCGAGGAACUCUUUGCUGCAUACUUUGAGAAUGAGAAGGACAUUACAACCCAAGAGAUCCUUACCGAGGCAGGAAUCAAGGCUGGACUUGAUGAGAAAGAGAUCAAGGAUUGGCUGGAGUCAGGCAAAGGAGGACCUGAAGUUGACAAGGAAGUCCAGCAGGCGCGCCGACAACAGAUUACAGGCGUUCCCAACUUUACCAUUAACGAUCAGUUUGAGAUCGGAGGUGCGCAGGAACCAGAGGCUUUUGUUCAGUUGUUUGAACGGUUGAAGAGGCAAGAGGGUAGUCAUUAG